AUGCCGCCGAGACCACGCCUACUUUUAGUCCCCGCCCCAUCAAACAGCGACCACGCCCCCCACGGCAGCUGCGCCCCGGAGACUCCCCUUGAGGAGGCCACGCCCCCCAAACAGAGAACCCCGCCCCCAAACAUAGCCCCGCCCCCUCGGCCGGUUGGCGGCGGGGUCACCGAACGGGACCGAACCGGACCGGACCGAGCGGGACCCGAGCGACCCCAGCGCCCCUUUGAGGAGCGGCAGCGUCACCCCGGACCCUCCUCGGGCACGGCCAAACCUUCAGCGGGUGGAACCGAACCGGGAGAGAGAACCGAGCGGAACCGAACCGGGAGAGGGAACCGAACCGGGAGAGAGAACCGAACCGGGAGAGAAAACCGAGCGGAACCGAACCGGGAGAGAGAAACGAACUUAACCGAUCCGGGAGAGGCAACCGAGAAGAACCGAGAGGAACCGAGCGGAACCGAACAGAACCGAGCGGUACCGAGCGGAACCGAGCAGAACCGAGCGGAACCGAGCAGAACCGAGCGGUACCGAGCGGAACCGAGCAGAACCGAGAAGAACCGAGCGGAACCGAGCAGAACCGAGCGGUACCGAGCGGUACCGAGCAGAACCGAGCGGAACCGAACGGCCCCGACCCUUUCCCGGGACACUCCCGACCCUGUCCCGGCCAGCCCCGAGCCCUCCCCGGGCAGUCCCGGGGCUUUGCGGACCCCGCUGUCCCGUGACCGGACAGCCCCGCCCCGUUCCCGAUCCCGUUCCCGAUCCCGUUCCCGAUCCCGAUCCUUCCCGGGGGUCCCGCUCGGUGCCGGUUCCGGUGCCGGUCCCGGUGCCGGUCCAGCCAUGGCGGCUCCGCUCGCCCCCUCCGGUUUCCAGUUCGCCAUCGACCGCGGCGGGACCUUCACGGACGUGUUCGCCCGCUGCCCCGGCGGCCGCGUCCGCGUCCUCAAGCUGCUCUCCGAGGAUCCCGCGUACCGGGACGCGCCCACCGAGGGAAUCCGCCGUAUCCUGCAGGAGGAGCUGGGGGUGUCCCUGCCCCGGGAUGAGCCCCUGGACAGUUCUGGGAUCCAGUGGAUCCGCAUGGGCACCACGGUGGCCACCAACGCUCUGCUGCAGCGCCGCGGCGAGCGCUCGGCCCUGGCCGUGACCCGCGGCUUCCGACACCUGCUGCACAUCGGCACCCAGGCACGGGCGCAGCUCUUCGACCUGGAGGUGGCCAUGCCCGACGUGCUGUACGAGGAGGUCAUCGAGGUGGACGAGCGCAUUGUCCCCGAACAGCCGGAUUGUCACCUACCCGGGAGUGACACCUGGCCCCGGGUGCAAGGCUGUUCCGGGGUCACCCUCCUGGUGCAGCGGCCCCUGGACCUGGCGCGGCUCCGUGGGGACCUCGAGGGGCUCCUGGCCCGCGGCAUCCGGAGCCUGGCGGUGCUGCUGCUGCACAGCUACGCGUGGCCGGAGCACGAGCGGCAGGUGGGGGCGCUGGCCCUGCAGCUGGGUUUCUCCCAGGUGUCGCUGUCGUCGGCCGUGUCCCCCAUGGUGCGCGCGGUGCCGCGGGGCCUCACCGCCUGCGUGGACGCUUACCUGAGCCCAGGUGUGCACGACUACCUGAGCGGCUUCUGCCGAGGCUUCCGCGACGGCCUGCGGGGGGUGCAGGUGCUGUUCAUGCGCUCCGAUGGGGGGCUCACCCCCAUGGCCACUUUCGGGGGGGCUCGGGCCAUCCUGUCGGGCCCGGCCGCGGGGGUCGUGGGCUACGCCAGGACCACCUUUGACCCCCGGGAUGGGACCCCCGUGAUCGGCUUCGACAUGGGAGGCACCUCGACGGACGUGAGCCGCUACGCGGGCGAGCUGGAGCACGUGUUCGAGGCCAGCACGGCCGGGGUCUCCAUCCAGGCCCCCCAGCUCGACAUCAACACUGUGGCCGCGGGGGGGGGGUCCCGCCUCUUCUUCAGGUCCGGGCUCUACGUGGUCGGCCCUGAGUCCGCGGGCGCUCACCCGGGCCCUGCCUGUUACCGCAAGGGGGGUCCCCUGACUGUCACCGAUGCCAACCUGGUGCUGGGCCGGCUCCUCCCGGAUUAUUUCCCCCGCAUUUUCGGUCCUGGCGAGGACCAGCCCUUAUGUCGCGACACUGCGGUGGCCGCGUUCCGGGAGCUGGCCGCCGCCAUCCGCGACUUCCAGGCGACCUCCGGCACAUCGACGGUGUCACCCGCGUCCCCCCCCGCGCCGCCCUCGGUCGAGGAGGUCGCCCUGGGCUUCGUCCGGGUGGCCAACGAGUCCAUGUGCCGGCCCAUCCGCGCCCUGACGCAGGCGCGGGGACACGACGCGGCCCGGCACGUGCUGGCGUGUUUCGGCGGCGCCGGCGGCCAACACGCGUGUGCCAUCGCCCGCGCGCUGGGCAUGGCCAGGGUCUUCAUCCACAAGCACAGCGGGCUCCUGUCGGCGCUCGGGCUGGCCUUGGCCGACGCCGUGCACGAGGAGCAGGAGCCGUGCGCGCUCCCGUUCGGCCCCGCCGCCUUCCCCCGCAUCGAGCGGCGCCUGCGGGAGCUGGAGCGGCGCUGCCGGGAGCAGCUGAGGGGCGUGGGGAUGUGCGGACACACGCACAUGACCAACACCCGAAUCACCGACCCCGAAAUCCUGGAGCUCAGGUACCCGGUGCUCCUGCGGCGUUUCGAGCUCCGGGCGGGCUCGGGGGGCGCGGGGCGGUUCCGGGGGGGGGAUGGGGUGAUCCGGGAGCUGCAGUUCCGCAGGGACACCGAGCUGUCGGUGCUGAGCGAGCGCCGGGCCACCAGGCCCUACGGGAUGGCAGGGGGGCUCCCGGGGGCUCCGGGGCUGAAUUUGCUGCUGCGCCGGGACGGGAGAAUCAUCAACCUGGGAGGGAAGAGCUCGGUGUCCGUGGAGCCGGGGGACAUUUUCCGCCUGCUGACCCCGGGCGGGGGCGGUUUCGGCCCCCCCGAGGACCCGGGGCCCCCGAACGCCCCGAGCCCCCCGACCCCACAAACAUUCCUGGAGCGCGGCAGCGUCUUCGAGUUCCGGCAGGCGCAGGAGGGCGUGUGACCCCAAAAAUCUGCUCUGGGGUCACCCCAAAAAUCUGCUGUGGGGUCACCCCAAAAAUCUGCUGUGGGGUGACCCCAAAAAUCCCCUGUGGGGUGACCCCAAAAAUCUGCUGUGGGGUGACCCCAAAAAUCCCCUGUGGGGUGACCCCAAAAAUCCUCUGUGGGGUCACCCCAAAUACCCCAGCUAUGGGGCAGCCCCAAAAAGCCCAGCAAUGCCCCUCUAUGGGGCAGCCCCUGACCCCGCUAUGGGGCAGACCCCAUCCCAUCUGCCCCCCACCCCAAUCCUCCUGACAUGCACAGUCCUAUGGGGCAGCCCCCCACUGCUGCUAUGGGGCAGCUCCUGACCCCGCUAUGGGGCAGCCCCACAUCGCUAGAUAUGCACAGUCCAUAGGGCAGCCUCUA
Cinclus cinclus is the source of this 3446-nucleotide messenger RNA. It is a transcript of the gene OPLAH, whose product is annotated as 5-oxoprolinase, ATP-hydrolysing. Lineage: Eukaryota; Metazoa; Chordata; Aves; Passeriformes; Cinclidae. The record is from RefSeq and is a predicted model, not a curated record. Gene Ontology annotation, molecular function: 5-oxoprolinase (ATP-hydrolyzing) activity. Gene Ontology annotation, biological process: glutathione metabolic process. Gene Ontology annotation, cellular component: cytosol.